CACCAAUUCCACAAAUAAUGGUUGCGUCGGUGCUGGAGGAAGAAGUCAGCGCUGAUGAAAUUUGCGGUGAAAUUGUGGAUGACAACAAAGGCGAAAUCUCAGCACUGCAAGCGAAUCUUGAGGUUGAAGAAGCGGACAAAGAAGGAGAACUGGAACAGAAUCGAGAAAUAACAUAUACAAAAGAAGUGGAUUUGCAGCAGAAUGUUGAAGAAACUUCUGGGUUUGCUAUUAGCGAAGCUCAAGCGCAUGCAGCCGAGGAGCACAUCACCGAGGGCGCAACAAUAACGGCCAGGAAGAAGGUUAUACCGCAACAUGUGUCACCAGCGGAGGAAAGUGUUGAGGGAGUGGAGGCCAGUGAACUGGACAUUCAAGAACCUGAUCAAGCCGGAGCG
Gongylonema pulchrum is the source of this 392-nucleotide messenger RNA. Lineage: Eukaryota; Metazoa; Nematoda; Chromadorea; Rhabditida; Gongylonematidae. The record is from the annotation of a GenBank genome assembly.